Molecule: messenger RNA, 1870 nt
Organism: Arachis ipaensis
Lineage: Eukaryota; Viridiplantae; Streptophyta; Magnoliopsida; Fabales; Fabaceae
Source: RefSeq, a predicted model, not a curated record
AAUAAUUGAUUUUCUCUUUUUUGUUUUUUAGUAUGAUUUUUAUUUUCCCCCUAUCUAUGCUUUUUUACCACUUCGUUAAAACAUUUUUAUUUAAUAUCAACGCUUUGUUACUAGUCAUUAUUAAGUUUCUUGUUAAGGGAAUCUUUGUUGUGGAAUCUGAGGAAACAUUGAGUAUGAAAAUCGAGUAGUGUCUUUUCUUUUCCUCGCUAGAAUGAACGAGAAUCACUAAGAGUAAGAAGAAGAAGAUUGCACAGCACAUGUUUGAUGGAAAGAUUUGUUUCCCUUCGUUGGUUGAUUUGAUAUCAUUGAAUUUGUUUCGCUGUUUAUACUUUACAACCAACCAAACGGCUAUUCUGACUUUUUCAUCAUCUUUUCCAGUCUGGGUUUUUUUUUUUUUUUUUUAUUCUGGGAAUCCUAAGUGUUGUUUGGUACUUGAGGUGAUUUUGUGAAGUGAAUUCAUCACAUGUCACAGCCGAGGCAGAACAAGAUGUUGAUGAAUCCAAACACUGCCAAACAUGUAAUUGGUGACACAACCUAUACCAAGAUCUUUGUUGGAGGCUUGGCUUGGGAAACAAAAAGAGACACUCUCAAACGUUAUUUUGAUCAGUUUGGAGAGAUCUUAGAAGCUGUUGUCAUCACUGACAGAAACUCUGGAAGAUCAAAAGGAUAUGGCUUUGUUACAUUCAAGGACCCAAAUUCUGCAAUAAGGGCUUGUCAGAAUCCAUAUCCUGUGAUAGAUGGAAGGAGGGCUAAUUGUAAUCUUGCAUCUCUUGGUGCACAAAAAAUUGAUCCAUCAUCUAUGACAGCUACUAGACAAAAAUUCAGUAGCCCUUCUUGGAAUACAGCACCAAUUCCAGUUCAUCAAGGAACAUCCACUUGUUAUAAUCAGCAUAUUCCACAGUAUACAUUUCCUUAUCCACCCUACAGGUAUCCAGGUUACCCACCCCAACAAGAAGUAUAUGAAAUGCAGAAUUACUAUAAUGCAUAUGGUGGACAACACUUUCCAUUUCGUUGGUUACCAGCAUAUUACCAACCAAUUUAUGGGCUAAGUAGGCAUCAAUUUGUUCCAACAACAGCUUAUGUGAAAAAGACACAAUUCCCUGAUAUGUCACCUCAGGAGUUCACACCUACUGUUGCUUCAUCAGAACCUAUUUCAGCUUCUUCAUCAAUUUCUACCACUGGUUACGGGUUCAAGCGGUAAAAACAGCCACUGAUAUAAUUAUCAGGUUAGGCUACAGAUAUUACACCCAUUAGGUGCAGCUUUUUUUGAACCCUGCGUUAACGCAAGAUGCUUCUGCACUGGGCUACCCUUAUAUUUGCAUAUAUUACCGCAUUAUAUUUAAUUUAAUAGUAGUUGUAUUUGUGCAAACAUAGGUAUAAACAAAUUUUCCAAAAUUUUGACUAGAUUCUAAGUUGAUUGUGCACACUGAAUUUUGAAGCAGGAUUAAUAACAGGAACUGUAGACGCAGGAGGAGGAGGAGGAGGAGUACUAGGAUCACAACAAGAACAGAAAUCAUCAUCUUGAGGUUAAGUUUUCAUGAUGAGAUUCUAUGAACUGACCAGAACCAAAAAGCAAAACGACACUGCUCAAUAAACCAGAAAGCUGCAAAGACAUCACAUGACCAAUGAAGGAGAAUGGUUUAACCAAAAAAGAUGCCAUAACAACCAAAAUAACGUUCUGAGAUAAUUUUUCAUCCAUGGAACAGGUGAUCUUAGAGGCCAGUUACUGAUGAAAUUAUGAAAUCAUGGAUUUGUUUUAAUGUCUUUAAUUUUUUUUAACUUUGAUAAUUAUGAUGCACAGUAUUCAUUCAUCAGCAUUUGUCCUUUUUUCAAUUUUCAUUUUUUUUUCCAACAUGGGAAUCCUGCUAGG